AUGGGUCGACAAGGGCGUAAAGUUAUGGUACCAGAUAUUGCUGCUGCGCUCAUCGAAGACGAGAAAUCAGCAGCCAACCCCGAAGUAUCACAACAAUGGCUUACUGGCGACAGCCGGAUUCUCAUUGUUGCCGGUAGCGACGCGGUCGCGUCAUCUCUUGUUUUCGCAUUUCUCUAUUUUGCCCAAGAUCAUCGCCAUCAAAUUACGAUACGAAGUGAACUGGAGGAUCUGAAUGAUGGAAGUGGCUGGGAUGCUUCAGCGCUACAAACGCAAGCACCAUACCUAAACGCCUUCAUUGUAGAAGUGCUCCGGUUAUGGCCUCCGAACCCGUCUGGGGUGCUAAGGCAAACACGAAAGGAAGGUCUGAAGAUCAACGACAGGUCCAUACCUGGCGAUAUUACCGUAUGCACGCCAUCCCGGGUGCUCCACAGAUGUAAGACCUCUCACGUACCCUGA
Messenger RNA from Parastagonospora nodorum SN15, 456 nucleotides. RefSeq lists its product as hypothetical. Bases 1 to 456 code for a protein of 151 amino acids. NCBI's taxonomy places the organism in Eukaryota, Fungi, Ascomycota, Dothideomycetes, Pleosporales, Phaeosphaeriaceae. The transcript is spliced from 2 exons. The record is from RefSeq and is a predicted model, not a curated record. Gene Ontology annotation, molecular function: monooxygenase activity; heme binding; oxidoreductase activity, acting on paired donors, with incorporation or reduction of molecular oxygen.